Molecule: messenger RNA, 900 nt
Organism: Entrophospora candida
Lineage: Eukaryota; Fungi; Glomeromycota; Glomeromycetes; Entrophosporales; Entrophosporaceae
Source: the annotation of a GenBank genome assembly
AUGAAUUCAACAAUUGUAAACGAAAACCAAAAUCAUUUAAAUUUUGCAGAGGAAUGUUGGAAGGGAUGGUUUGAUUAUUUUGAGGAUGAAUUAUUCGCAACAGCUUUAAUUUCAUUUAUAAUGCAUGAGGUUGUAUAUUUUGGUCGGUGUGCACCUUAUUGGAUAGCAGAUUUUAUUCCAUUUUUUCAUAAAUAUAAAUUACAACCUAAUAAAAUCAAUACAGUUUCAGAACAUUGGCAAUGUUUGAAGAGUGUUUUGAUAGUGCAUAUUUUUUUUGAUUUACCUUUGAUUUUUUCAUUUCAUCCAAUUGCAACAUUUUUUGGAUUGGAUGUAUCAGUUGUACCUUUUCCUCAUUGGCAAAAAAUGGCAUAUCAAGUUGCUAUUUUUUUUGUAUUUGAGGACUCUUUUCACUAUUGGUUCCAUCGUCUUUUACAUUAUGGUUCAUUUUACAAAUAUAUUCAUAAACAACAUCAUGAAUAUUCUGCACCUUUUGGCUUAGUAACAGAAUAUGCGCAUCCUGUAGAGGUAAUGAUUUUAGGUACUGGUACAAUUGGUGGACCACUUAUAUGGGUAUCAAUAACUCAUGACCUUCACCUAGUCACUGUGUUCAUCUGGAUCACCUUACGGUUAUUACAAGCAAUAGAUGCACAUUCUGGAUAUGAUUUUCCAUGGUCACUUCGAAAUUUCCUUCCUUUCUGGGCAGGUUCAGAACACCAUGAUUAUCAUCAUAUGGCAUUUGUCAAUUGCUUCUCAACAUCAUUCAGAUGGUGGGAUUAUUUAAUGGGAACUGAUCUAAAAUAUAGGGCUUAUAAAAAGAAACGGGUAGAAGAAGAAAUGAAAGAUAAGGUUGUUGCAUCUUCCUUCACCGCCACUUCUUCAAACAAACAAAAAACUAAUUGA